CGCGACCAUUGCCACGGGCAAACGCCUUCUCCGAAAAGCUUCCUUGCAGCCCCCCCACUUCUACCUCCAGCCCUGCGCGAUCGGGGCCGUGUGGUCUACCUCCCACUGCUCGGCGUAAGAGCUGGCGCUGCAUAAAGCUGCGAUCCGCGCGCAGCCAGUCUCGUGUUUGUCACAGCGUCGGCCGCGUAGCUCAGCAUACGCUCCUCCGCGCGCUCUGUCGCCAUGGGUUUAAAAGGAAUAAUUGCUUUUGCCACUGUGUUGCUGCUCCUCAGCACAGAUGUGCCAUCUGUGGCGGGAGGCGUAGGAACUGGCACGUGUCCCUACAACAUUAAUAAACGUCCGAUGUGUCAGUCGGACAGAGACUGUGGUUUUAAUGGCAAGAUAUGUUGCCCCAGCACGUAUGGUUUCAGUACGUGCGUCGACGGGCGGACGGUGGGAUGAAGACAAUGUCGGUCGUCGUCGUUAAGCAUCCAUAAACUUUUCAUGAAUCACUUAUAGACUUUUUCUGAUAUGUGGUAAACAGUUCAACAAGGUCAAUUUCAUUUCGCAAGACAUAUCAAGAGGAAUUGCUAAGCACUUCAGAAAACUGUUUUGAAAAUACGCACAUUUUGUAUGUAUUCUGUAAUGUGAUUUCAGAAUCCUUACUCCUAAACAUUCCUACUUUUUCCUACACAUUGUUGGAAAAUGUAAGA
Molecule: messenger RNA, 692 nt
Organism: Gryllus bimaculatus (two-spotted cricket)
Lineage: Eukaryota; Metazoa; Arthropoda; Insecta; Orthoptera; Gryllidae
Source: the annotation of a GenBank genome assembly